Prunus armeniaca (apricot) is the source of this 771-nucleotide messenger RNA. The record is from the annotation of a GenBank genome assembly. NCBI's taxonomy places the organism in Eukaryota, Viridiplantae, Streptophyta, Magnoliopsida, Rosales, Rosaceae.
AUGAAAGACCUGCUACAUCCGAUAAGCUCUUAUCCAGACAUUGAAUGCAUCGCUCUCCGGAGCUUACCUUUACCAAGUGGUGCAGCUCUUAAAUUGGAAAAGAUGAUGAAUUUUUCCUGGGCUGGUUUAGAGGGUGGGCAAAAAGGCCAUCUAGUGAAAUGGGAAUUGGUGACUCAAAGCGCGGAAAGAUGGGGCUUAAACAUUGGCAAUUUGUUGAUGAAGAACAUCGCUCUUUUGGGUAAGUGCCUUUGGACAUUUCCUUUAGUAGGGGAGUCAUUGUGGCAUGCUGUCAUAAGAAGUAAAUAUGGGUUUGAAGAGAAUGGGCGGGAUGAAAAUCCAGCUCAGAGGGGUUCUAGCUGGAGUCCUUGGAAAGACAUUUUGUCAAGGAAAACAGUAGCAAGAUUAGUAGAAUUCUCAUCUGAUUCACUCAACUGCACUUUUGGUUUGAGUUUAAAUGAUUUCGAGAACGAGGACCUUUCUUCAUUGCAGGCUAUACUGAAGAUUCAGUUGUAUAGUAUGAUCUGGAAAGCCAAGGCUACUCUGAAGGUCGAUCAUGGAAAAGUGAGCAACCAUGGGCAUGCAUUUCUCCUCACUGGUGUAUCAAAGAGGAUGGGGAGAAGGGAGGCUGAAGUGAGCUGGGCAAUCCCAAAGGGGUGUCACGCCUUGUGUGAAAAGCAUGUAGAGUUUGGUGGUAAGAAAAGGGCCAAAGAGAGAAAUAGAAGACUUUUUGAAGACAAUGGUGGGAUGGAGGUGGAGGAUCUUUGGUAUUAA